AUUACGGUGGUUGGGAAAGCCGGGCUGUCCUGAGUGGGAGUGGCACCGAGCUGCAGGGUAUCCUAUAAAGAAUAUAUUUAACAUGACCACACCAAACAAGACACCUCCUGGUGCUGACCCUAAGCAGCUGGAGAGGACUGGAACAGUACGGGAAAUUGGGUCACAAGCUGUUUGGUCACUCUCAUCGUGCAAACCAGGAUUUGGAGUGGAUCAGUUACGAGAUGACAAUCUCGAAACUUAUUGGCAAUCAGAUGGUUCCCAGCCUCAUUUAGUAAACAUCCAAUUCAGAAGAAAAACAACAGUGAAGACAUUAUGUAUUUAUGCAGACUACAAAUCUGAUGAAAGCUAUACUCCAAGCAAGAUCUCAGUCAGAGUAGGAAAUAAUUUUCACAAUCUUCAAGAAAUUCGGCAACUUGAAUUGGUGGAACCAAGUGGCUGGAUUCACGUUCCCUUAACUGAUAAUCAUAAGAAGCCCACUCGCACAUUCAUGAUACAGAUUGCUGUUCUAGCCAAUCACCAAAAUGGAAGAGACACCCACAUGAGACAAAUUAAAAUAUACACACCAGUGGAAGAGAGCUCCAUUGGCAAAUUUCCUCGAUGUACAACUAUUGAUUUCAUGAUGUAUCGUUCAAUAAGGUGACCUUAACACAGAACAGGAGUCAUUAAACAUAUCUUUGUUUUAUCUUAUCAGUAACUAUUAUAUCUGGAAUCUUUAUUGAAAAAACAUGUUAUUUUGCAAUCUUGUAUGCAUUGAAGAGUAUUUUAUUGUAACUUUAAUAUGUUUUGGGUCAUAGUAUUUUUAUUUUCUUUAACAUAUAAUAAAGCUCAUAUAUUUUACAUUAUUAAUAAAGGAUUUGAACCCCAUCAUUAAAUUUUUCAUUAUAUCAAAAGAAAACAAUUCAACUGAGUAUUUUAAGAGAUAACAUCAUUUUUACUAACCAAGUGAUUAUUUCAUACAGUGAUCAUGCAUUAGAGUAAUGAUUUAUUGCAUGUUUGGGAACAAUACUAUGUUUUAUCAGUAGAUACUAUCUUUAAUAGUACAAAAUUAUUAUUUUUUCUCUAGAGGAAACUUAUUCUUUUAAUACUGGGUCUUUUAAAAAACAGUGUCAAAAGUGGCUUAGCAUUAGAUAUCUGAUGAGAACCAUUCUGAUUUGGGGAAUAGAGUUAAUUGUAUCAUAAUUACUUCCAUGAAAUAGUUUUAAUCCCAGGGUUCUCUGUAUCCUAAUGUUGUGUCAGAGAUUGCCAGUAUCAUCUGAUAUUUAUUCUAAUGCUAGUGCUGCUUAUAGAAGCGUUUAUUUCAAAUUUGUGUCUGACAUAGAAGCAUUUUUUGAGGGAUAAUAUGUCUCAUAAAAAUUUUAAAAAUGUAUGACAUUGUUCUUUGUAUAUAAAAAUAUUUUAAA
Messenger RNA from Suricata suricatta (meerkat), 1400 nucleotides. It is a transcript of the gene ANAPC10, whose product is annotated as anaphase promoting complex subunit 10. NCBI's taxonomy places the organism in Eukaryota, Metazoa, Chordata, Mammalia, Carnivora, Herpestidae. The record is from RefSeq and is a predicted model, not a curated record. Gene Ontology annotation, biological process: anaphase-promoting complex-dependent catabolic process; protein K11-linked ubiquitination. Gene Ontology annotation, cellular component: anaphase-promoting complex. Bases 83 to 640 code for a protein of 185 amino acids. The transcript is spliced from 5 exons.